Molecule: messenger RNA, 3697 nt
Organism: Alligator sinensis (Chinese alligator)
Lineage: Eukaryota; Metazoa; Chordata; Crocodylia; Alligatoridae
Product: serine/threonine-protein phosphatase 2A 55 kDa regulatory subunit B delta isoform
Exons: 10
Coding region: 909-2600 (563 amino acids)
Biological process (GO): peptidyl-serine dephosphorylation
Cellular component (GO): protein phosphatase type 2A complex; cytosol
Molecular function (GO): protein binding; protein phosphatase regulator activity
Source: RefSeq, a predicted model, not a curated record
GUUGCUACUUCCUUGCAGUUGCUUUUUAUGUUUAGAGAUUGAGAGAGCAGAGCCAGUGAAGAGUACAGGUGUAACAGAAUGAAAGCAUGAGAGAGACAAUGUAGGGAACUCAAAUGAUUUCCACCAUUUGGCUAGCUAAUAGAGCAUGUGUUGAGGCAAUAUCCUACCAUAACUUACUUGUAAAGGCAUGUUACAGAUCCUGGUUUUGCUUCCAAUCAAGGGAUGACUGACUCAUUGCAGCUCCGUAGAUGGUAAGAGCUCAUGCAUUUUAUUUUGUGAGCUUCAGCCCACAAAAGCUUGUACUAUCUCGUUAUUACACUCUGGUUAGUCUUAUAAGGUACAUAUCUGCUCUGCUUUCUACUCAACACCAGUGGGCUGUCAGUCAGGUUAAAUCAGGGGUUGUCAACCAGGGGUAUGUGUACCCCUGGGGGUAUCUGGACUGGUCCUAGGGGGUACACGCAGGCAGGCGGGGACAGAGGGCUGCAGGGCUGGGGCGGGUGAGGCUGGUGGCGCCCCUCUGCAGAGCGGGGAAGCUCGCACGCGGCCACACCAGCCCAGUGAGCUUCCCCACCCCACAGAGGUGAGGGAUAUGUUUAAGGAUAUAUAUUUUAGGGAUAGAGGGGUGCUGCUGCCCUCACCCCAGCCCUGGUCCUGCUCCUGGGAGGCGGCAGCACUUCAUCCCCGCCCGCGCACCGUCCCUGCCUCCUGCUCCAAGUUCAACCGUGCCCCUCGCGCUCGGCGUCUGGCCGCCGGGUUACUCAGAUUUUAAAAGGUUGAACACCCCUGGGUUAAGUCAUAAAAUCGGAGAGAAGCAGGGCUGUGGCAGCGGUCAGUGUCAGUGGUGUGGGCAGCGCCUUUUCGCAGGGGUGCACCUGCGUGCAAUCCCGUGCACCCCCUAUGCCUCGCCAAUGCCCUUUAGUCUAUCACAACCAUCACGUAGCCGUAACCCAGCACCCUCAAAGCCCGGCCCGCACAGCAGCCAACCCGGCUUCAACUCCGUGUCCAAAUACUUCAUGUCUGCGCGAGGGCGAUGCCCGCAGAGCCAGCACGUUGAGGAAGCAGGUGUUUUUCCUGAAGGCCACACGGGCUGCAGUGCUCGAGAGCCCAGACAGCACCUGUCCCCGUCGCAGAGCCGCCUUACGGGAGCGCUCCCCGCGCAGGAUUCAGGGUCCAGCCCCGCAGCGAGGUGGCCGCCCUGCUCCGGGGGAGCCGGGGGUGAGCCCACGCGGGUCCCGUCUCCUCCUCCGCCGGGGGUGGCAGGAGGCGCCGGCGGCGGCAACGACUUCCAGUGGUGCUUCUCCCAGGUGAAGGGGGCCAUCGACGAAGACGUGGCGGAAGCUGAUAUUAUUUCAACAGUUGAAUUUAAUUACUCUGGAGAUCUUCUUGCAACAGGAGACAAAGGUGGUAGAGUGGUUAUAUUUCAAAGGGAACAAGAGAAUAAAAGCCGUCCUCAUUCUAGGGGAGAAUAUAAUGUUUACAGUACCUUUCAGAGUCAUGAACCUGAGUUUGAUUACUUGAAAAGUCUAGAAAUUGAGGAAAAAAUUAAUAAAAUUAGGUGGUUACCACAACAGAAUGCUGCUCAUUUCCUACUAUCUACAAACGAUAAAACUAUUAAAUUAUGGAAAAUAAGUGAAAGGGAUAAAAGAGCUGAAGGUUAUAAUUUGAAAGAUGAAGAUGGAAGACUUAGGGAUCCAUUCAGAAUCACAGCACUACGGGUGCCAAUAUUGAAACCCAUGGAUCUAAUGGUAGAAGCAAGUCCCAGAAGGAUAUUUGCUAAUGCACAUACAUAUCACAUAAAUUCUAUUUCAGUAAAUAGUGAUCAUGAAACGUACCUUUCUGCAGAUGACCUAAGAAUUAAUCUAUGGCAUUUAGAAAUCACAGAUAGAAGUUUUAAUAUUGUAGAUAUUAAGCCUGCGAAUAUGGAGGAACUAACAGAAGUGAUUACUGCUGCAGAGUUCCACCCACAUCACUGUAAUGUGUUUGUCUACAGUAGUAGUAAAGGAACUAUUCGACUCUGUGAUAUGCGUUCUUCAGCUCUCUGUGAUAGGCAUUCAAAAUUUUUUGAAGAGCCUGAAGAUCCCAGCAGCAGGUCAUUCUUUUCAGAAAUCAUUUCAUCAAUAUCUGAUGUAAAAUUCAGCCACAGUGGUCGAUAUAUGAUGACACGAGACUACCUUUCGGUUAAAGUAUGGGAUCUCAAUAUGGAGAACAGACCUGUAGAGACAUAUCAAGUUCAUGAAUAUCUUCGAAGCAAGCUUUGUUCCUUGUAUGAAAAUGACUGCAUUUUUGACAAGUUUGAAUGCUGCUGGAAUGGUUCUGAUAGCGCUAUCAUGACUGGAUCCUACAACAAUUUCUUCCGGAUGUUUGACCGAAACACACGGCGGGAUAUUACUUUAGAAGCAUCAAGGGAGAGUAGCAAACCUCGUGCCAUCCUAAAGCCACGCAAAGUGUGUACAGGUGGUAAGAGAAAGAAAGACGAGAUAAGCGUUGACAGUCUGGACUUCAACAAGAAGAUCCUUCAUACAGCAUGGCACCCCACAGAAAACAUCAUUGCUGUAGCUGCCACCAAUAACUUGUAUAUAUUCCAGGACAAAAUUAACUAAAAAGAUGGCUUAAUUGAGGACAAAGUCUCGUCGUCUUGCAUAGUUAAGCUCAGUUGUUUAUCUGUAAAAGAGAAGGCCUUGUUGUCCUACCAGUAAAGAACAUUGAUGCACUUACUUCCCUUUAUAGAUAAAGGAGAAAAGCUGGCCUGGUUUUGAGUUUGUGGUGUAGUUCUGCCUUCAUUGGAGGGGGGUGGGGAGUGGAAUGCAAAUUGCAGUUUUCUGAAAGAAAAAAGCCCUCUUGAAGCAGAAUUGAUGGACAGUGCUCAAUAAAGGCCAAUACUCAAAACAAAUGUAUUUAUUUAAGUCUGAGCCUUCCUUUCCAGUUUAUAGACCAAAAAUUUAACAACCAAGAGAAAAAAUUGUCAUAAAUGUAAUUUCUAUCUCUCUCGCUCUUUCUCUGCUGUAAUAUUUGGGCCUUUGAAAACAUAUAUUGUGCUUUAUGCCUGUAAACAUUCCUCCUCUGGCCUUUAUCUAGGCUUAGGUGUUUUUACCUUUGAGCACUUAGGUAGGUCUUGAGUUGGGUUCAUAGACAGGUUCCAUGAAUAUUUACUCACCAACUGUAUCUAUAACCACACCUUCUGGUGUAAACCACUUAAUAAAAAUAACAAACUAUAAAAAGUGUUUUUAAAUCUGAAAGUAUGUAUUCAGUCUUUUAUUUUUUUAUUGCAUGUAUUGAGAUUGUGCAAAAUAAUUCUAAUGGGGAAUUUGACAAUGUUUGUCCCAAAACUUGGAUUUUUUGACAGCCUGGUAUAAACUGUUUUGUGUAGUAUGAAAUAUUUCAAAUUCUAAAUUUAGUUUCCACAGAAUUGUCAUUAAGUUGUGUUGGAUUUCUGUAAAAUUACAUCUGUAUACACAAACUAGGGGAUUUGAGAAGGUUGGUAUAAAAACAUCUACAGCCUAAAAGAGAGAAACUACUUUGCACAGAAGGGAAUAUACAAUAAAACAUUGAAUCAAAUUUCUGCUUUGACAAUAUAAAAUCUAUUUUUAACUAAUGCCUCUCAGAUGUUUGACACAGAGACAUACCUUAUGUGCAUUACUUUUUUUAUAUUUUUAGUGACUUAUUUUGGAAAAAUACACUUUUACUUUAAAUAGUAAAU